AUGAGAGAAAAGACUGUCGAUGCGCCUUCGCGACUCGCCUGUGUGCAAUGCCGGCGCCGGCACCUCAAGUGCGACGGUGUCACGCCAACGUGUCAGCGAUGCAUCGAGGAAGGCUCAGACUGCGUGUUCGCACCGUCAAGGCGUGGGCUCGCCAGGAAGCGUCCAGCUCCAGACAGCUCUGCGGUCCAGGCCGCAGAGCUCGGGAGGAUGUCGAUGAGGAAGCCCGACGAGACUGCACCGCGUAGCCAGAUUAGCUCGCUCUCGCCGAGUGGGUCGUACAAUGGAGCGACGUCCGACCUGGAGACGAGACUCAAUUUCCGGCCACGAAUGCCAGAGCUUGCAUCAAACGUCAACAUCGCAUCUACGACAAUGGCGACAAUCAAUCCUGGGCUCAGCGAUGCGGACAAGAACAAGCUCAUCAACAGCUUCUACCAACGCUUUUAUCCAGCCCAUCCGAUCAUAGUGCCGCGGGCCUUCUUCUCGUCGCAGCACUAUCCCCAUUAUCUCGAACUGGUCAUAUGCUUCAUCGGACAGCAAUACCAAUCCACUCCAGGUCCGGUGCCGAAUCAGCUUCCGGGUAGCAACGCGAUGAACCUCCACCAUCUUGCGAGCGUUGCCAUGUUGGAAUCUAAGGACGAAGACACGGUCCACCGCGUACAGGCCCUCAUAUUUUAUUCCAUCGCUCUCCAUGGACGGCAUCAGACCAAAGAAGCGGAGUCGUGCGUCGCCCGAGCUGCGCGCAUCGCGUUGAUGGUGGGUCUGAAUCGACCUGAUUUUGCGCGUGACGCUCCGGUCCAAGACUUGAAGAGAGAGGAGAGCAUUCGAAGGACCUGGUGGGAGCUCUACACCAUCGACGCGUACAUUUCCGCGCUGCAUCGCAAACCAAUGUUCACGAGCAGCAACAUCAAACCUUUGCCACUUCUUCCUUGCGCGCAAUCGGAUUUUGAACUUUACGAUCUUGACGUACCACCCGUCUCCCUCAACACUUUCAGUGGGCGAGUCUUUGCAGACGAAAAUGUCGUAUUUUCCUCGUACUGCUACCGGAUUGAAGCAGCGCGCAUCAUCGAGCGAGUCUUGUCGCUUUCCGCGCUCGAGAGCGCUGAGCCGGACGAGAUACAGAACGUUGACAACGCAAUCGCCAGCUGGAAAUUCCACCUGCCCAACCACGGCGACACUCUGAUUCAAUCGUCUGGCGAAGUCGACCCGCUGCUGUUCCAAGCUCAUUUCAUGAUACACUGUGCGACUAUUUUCCUCCACUUCCCGCGGAGCGAGCUACCCGCUACGAUACCUUCGACCAACGACAUCGCCUGCGCGAAAGGUUACCGACAACUUCCACCAACCUCUUCGCACCACACUGCGAAGACCAUCAACGCCUCGAAAGAAAUAUCCAACCUCGCGUCGAUUCCCGGACAACUCGAUCAACAUUCGCCCUUUUUCAGCUGCGGGCUCAUUUUGAGCUGUAUCGUCCAGCUCGCCGCCGCCUCGACGCACCUCCAUUCUUGCGGCGCGCGAUGCUUUCAGCAGCAUCGCGACCGUGUCGUGUUGAUCCUCGGCGUUCUCAAAUGCCUAGGCCCAACCUGGGCAGUCGCACACAAUGCUGUACAACAAUUACGGGUUGUCGCGAACACGAUUUUCACCGCUGACUCGCCGGAAGAGUGUGCCCCGACGACCAACAGCUCCAUUCACGAUAGUGCGUUGGACUUGGGCGAAUUACCGGAUUCGCUGUCUUGGUUCGAUCUUCUCGCGCCGGGAGAGCUAGAGGAAUCGCUACUCGCCUUCAGCAACACUCGGACUUGA
This is a messenger RNA of Dissoconium aciculare CBS 342.82, 1797 nucleotides long. RefSeq lists its product as uncharacterized. The transcript has a single exon. Bases 1 to 1797 code for a protein of 598 amino acids. Lineage: Eukaryota; Fungi; Ascomycota; Dothideomycetes; Mycosphaerellales; Dissoconiaceae. The record is from RefSeq and is a predicted model, not a curated record. Gene Ontology annotation, biological process: regulation of DNA-templated transcription; DNA-templated transcription. Gene Ontology annotation, molecular function: DNA-binding transcription factor activity, RNA polymerase II-specific; DNA binding; zinc ion binding.